CCUUUUUGGUCUGGAUUGUUUUGGCGCCUCUUUUAACUGCCUUGGAUCGUUUUGGACAUUUGUCUGCACUGUUUGCCUCGUGGAGUUACAUUUUGUAUUAAUUUCAGCACUUAAAUGGCAGCUCUGAGUAUGACUCCCUCCCACCUGUUCCUGCUGAUGUUAAACUGUUUCCUGGGUGCUGCAUCAGUUAGGAUCAUCAAAGGGGGCAAUGGGAGCGCACGGGACAGCUUCCUCCAGCCCUCUUCGGACCUGUUCUCAGAUGACCUGGACCAGGACAUGGUCUCCAAGCACAUGUCCAAACUGUACGAAAAAUACAACAGGGAAAACCGCCUCCGAGAGGGAAACACUGUGAGGAGUUUCAGAACCUGCCAAGACUCCUCUGAGCACAGGACGGUGUACCUGAACCUUACAACCGUUCAGGACUCAGAGGUCAUCCUCUCUGCCACAUUCCACUUCCUGCUCGAUCGGCGCCCUCGUCAAAAACCCUGGUUCUGUAAACGCUUCAAAAGCCCAUCCUGUCGUUCCUCAGCCGUCCACCCUUCUCCGUCCAUCAGCCUGCUCCUUCGCUCUGUCUCCUCUGGGUCAGAGGUCAGAUCUGGGCCAAUGGGGUCACUUUUAGGCAAUGUGACCUUCCACCCACCCAGGAGAGGGGUGUGGCAGAUGAAAGAUGUGACACAGGUCAUAAAGGAGGCCAGGGACAAGGGUCAUCUCCUGGUGUCAGUGGAGUUGGACUACCACCGGAAACCAGAGGGGGCGCUGCCUGGUGGAAACCUGCCCUAUCUGUUGCUGUAUGCUAAUGACCAAGCCUUGGCCGAGCCCAACAGCGUGGCUGCAAGCCUUCAGAGAUACGACCCGUUCAACAACGGAGGAGAGGCCUCGCAUUCCUCUCACAGAGCCAACUCCUCGCCAGAGUCAAAAGGACGAGAGAGAAGGGAAGCAGCUCUGCUCUCCGAGCCCAUCCAGAACAAUGAGCUGCCUCAGGUUGACUUCAGGCCUGAUGGGUACAGAAAGGAUGACCUCUGGGAGAGCACUUGGUACCUGGCACUCAAACCGAAAUUAGGAAGGAAGGAAAAUAAAAGAAAGAGCCAGGAGGAAGAAGAAGCGGAUCAAGGUAGAAGAGUGCAUGAUAAUGAAGAACGUCUGGUUCUCAAAGAAGGAGAAAGAAAAUCACAGGGGCUCAAAGCUGAUGACUCAACUGAGCAAAUAAUCAAAGACAGUCACAUGCCGACUACCAGUGACGGACGAAAGCGCGAGUGGAAAAACGAGGGAAGGGACGGAAGAAGGCACAAAGGGAGCGCUAACACUCAGUCGCCUGUUCUGAGUUUUGAUGAACAAGCAAUGCGUAAGGCCAGAAGGAGGCAGUGGGGCGACUCCCAGCACAGAGGCUGCUCCAGGAGGAACCUCAGAGUGGAUUUUGCAGACAUUGGCUGGAGCGACUGGGUUAUAGCACCCAAGGCCUUUGAUGCCUACUACUGCGCUGGCACAUGCGGCUUCCCCAUGCACAAGGUGGCGAGGCCGUCUAACCACGCCACCAUCCAGAGCAUAGUCCGUGCCGUUGGUAUCAUCCCCGGAGUUCCUGAGCCCUGCUGCGUCCCAGAGAAGAUGAGUCCUCUGGCUGUGCUCUACCAGGAUGAAUCCAGGAAUCCAGUGCUCAAGGUUUACCCCAAUAUGUCCGUCAAGUCUUGCUCCUGCAGAUAGGAAGGGGCGGUCAAUGGGGGCCGAGGACAGAACAGGGUGGAUGUGGAGAGGAACAUAAAACAGGACUACGGGAGGCAGAACCAUACCUCUGUUUGUUCAGUGGUUUCUUGAAUGUGAGAAACAAAGUCACUUUGACUGGCGUUUUUCCUCGAGGAGCAUAGGCUUCAGAGAAAUCACUUCCAUCUCUUCUGCCCUGCGGCAGCAGACUAGAAGAGGCACAUUGUCUGGCAUCUGGCUGAGCAAGAGGAACAGAGUCACACGUGUAAUGUCAGGGCUCCACACAAACUCCGUUGUUUUGAUUCCGUGUUUGAGAUAAUAUUGAACAUUUCAUGGACAAGAGCAUUUUUUCUUUUAUCUCAGAGUGUACUUGCUUUUCAAACAGCUCACAGUGUCUUUGUGUUCAUGUUUUCUUUGGACACGAAGGCUAUAAAUAAAAGACUUUAUCAUCGAGUCGUCGGGCAGCUUACUCAGUCUCACAAAGAUGACGAAGAUUGAGAAACAUAUUUCUUCAUUUUUGACAUACUGUGUCUCUCUGUUUUUACUUUUAAACAAAUCAUAUUCCACGAUGUACAUACAUGCAACACUCAUUUGUUUGCAAGAAUGGAAGGUCAUUGUACAUUAUUGCGCUGUAUGUCUUAAAAAAGGAAAUAUCCAACUGAUCGUAGAGCAUCUGGAAUUCAUUUACACUCACCAACCCCCUCAUAACACUUCAAGAAUGUUAUAAUGAAACCAGAAAUAUUUUUAUACUUUGAAUGUGAAACUUGGUUACAAAUUAUUCCUCAUGUUUACUAGCUUAUGAAUUACUAUAUUUUAGUGUUUUGUACAUGUGUAUUGUUUAAAUUAUGAAAAAGGUAGCCUUCUAUAAAUUAGAAUAAAACAAGUAAUUUAAUCCAUUGC
Messenger RNA from Pseudoliparis swirei, 2595 nucleotides. RefSeq names its product growth differentiation factor 10a (gene gdf10a). The record is from RefSeq and is a predicted model, not a curated record. Lineage: Eukaryota; Metazoa; Chordata; Actinopteri; Perciformes; Liparidae. Gene Ontology annotation, cellular component: extracellular region. Bases 115 to 1698 code for a protein of 527 amino acids. Gene Ontology annotation, biological process: BMP signaling pathway; SMAD protein signal transduction. The transcript has 3 exons. Gene Ontology annotation, molecular function: cytokine activity; growth factor activity.